Molecule: messenger RNA, 471 nt
Organism: Tilletiopsis washingtonensis
Lineage: Eukaryota; Fungi; Basidiomycota; Exobasidiomycetes; Entylomatales
Exons: 2
Coding region: 1-471 (156 amino acids)
Source: RefSeq, a predicted model, not a curated record
AUGGCUGCUGUUGGUGCCCUGGUUGCUGGCAUCAGCAUCAACAACAGCUACAGCAUGCCCAAGAUCAACCGCAACAGCAUUGAUAUCCACUUGGUUGCCAACCACGCCUGCUUCACCCCCAGCCUGGGCAUGAUGACGGCUUCAGGCGUUGCCAAGGCCUUGGCAAACAUCAAGUGCAAGGCCACAAUCAUCAUCAGCAACAGGAAGGAGGCAAUGCAGCGCACAGACUACUACUGUCAGCUGCACAGCCAACAGCUGCUUGAGGGCACUUGUCUUCUGUGCAUCAAUGCCACCGGCUUGGCCCACAAGCGCUACAUGGGGCUGCAGGACAGCGUGUCAAAGGUAGUUCUCUCUGGUGCAAGCAUUGACAGUUGGGCGCGGCAAAGUGCCCAGCGCAUGCUCUUGACACUGCAUAUUCAGCAGCGGUGCGGAGCGCAGUGGCGGCAGCGGCAAACCCUGCAGGGGUGGUGA